AUUUCACGUUACCAUGCGGCAUUAUAACAAAAGGAAGUUAACUGAAGAGGAGAGUGAUACAUUUUUUUAAGCAAUGUUUCAACACAAUAAACGGAUUGGAAGCUUCAUCAAAAUAAUAAGAACAUAAUAAACAAUCGAUGGAAAUUCAAGCGAUAAUUUUUCUGUCAGUGUGUGGCUUCUUUGUUUUGGCUCUCGUUCUUUUGUUUUGCUUUUUAAAAUAUAGAGAAAAAUCGCACUCGACCUAUGAAGAAAUAGCUAAAGAUGAUGAGUUAGACGAAGAUUUUCCAAUACCCGAUUACAAGAAGUCCAUGUUGUCGCUAGAAAGUAAAGACGGUAUUGAAAAAAAAUCCGACUCAGAAGAGCAACUAGCAGAGAUAAAAACUGAGAAAAAUAUUUCAGAAGAGGAGUUCAAUCUGCAACUAAAGUUCUCAAUAAUUUUUUCAGAGGAACAUCAUUUUUUAAUGUUAAACAUUAUUGAAGUUACCGGUGAUUUAGAUAAGUUUGGAUGCAAACAUUUAAGAAUUAAUCUUACUCUGCUUCCAGAGAAAAAGUACCGAAUGAAAACAAAACCCAUUAGUGUAACAAACCUUACCAAUGAAAACGGUAUAGCCGUUUCCUCAGUAAAAGAAAAUUUUAAAUUUUCAAAUAUAACCAGAGAAAAACUCUUCAACUCAGCUUUUCGGCUGCGCCUAUAUGGAAAACAAAAAAGCCAUUUAAAAGAAACAUGUUUUGGUGAAAUAAUUGCUCAACUUGCAGAUGUCGCGCAAAGAAAUGAUGGAUUUGAAACAGUUCGAAAUUUUUUACCAAAAAAAGAAUAAUCGCGUUCCGGCCUAAAUUCUCGAGAUAGCAAUUAUGAUACUUUUCAUUUUUUAUUUUUUAAUUUUUUAAUUUUUAUACUUUUAAUGAGAGGUUUCAUAAAGUUUUUUUAAAAAAAGAAGAAUAGAGUAGGAUAUCAAAACAAUUUACAAAGAUUCAAAACCGCGGCAAGCAGAAGUUAAACACGCGCAGCAAUUCUAAUUGGUUUGUAUUUUGGUUUAAUAAAGUAAUACUUUUUGUGUUUGUUUUUUUAAAAAAUUUUUUAAAUAGUUUUAUUUUAUUUA
This is a messenger RNA of Hydra vulgaris (swiftwater hydra), 1100 nucleotides long. RefSeq lists its product as uncharacterized. The record is from RefSeq and is a predicted model, not a curated record. Lineage: Eukaryota; Metazoa; Cnidaria; Hydrozoa; Anthoathecata; Hydridae. Gene Ontology annotation, molecular function: phospholipid binding.